This is a messenger RNA of Huiozyma naganishii CBS 8797, 345 nucleotides long. RefSeq names its product SCF ubiquitin ligase complex subunit HRT1 (gene HRT1). Gene Ontology annotation, biological process: ubiquitin-dependent protein catabolic process; protein ubiquitination. The record is from RefSeq and is a predicted model, not a curated record. The coding region runs from base 1 to 345 and encodes 114 amino acids. The transcript has a single exon. NCBI's taxonomy places the organism in Eukaryota, Fungi, Ascomycota, Saccharomycetes, Saccharomycetales, Saccharomycetaceae. Gene Ontology annotation, cellular component: cullin-RING ubiquitin ligase complex; nucleus. Gene Ontology annotation, molecular function: cullin family protein binding; ubiquitin protein ligase activity; zinc ion binding.
AUGAGCGAAGUGGAAAAGAUGGAGGUAGACUCAGAUGCAGCGCAAGGUGCCCCCGUGGCGGGCCAAGCUGCGAAAAAGAAGUUUCAGAUCAAGAAAUGGACCGCGGUGGCCUUCUGGUCGUGGGAUAUUGCUGUAGACAACUGUGCCAUCUGCAGGAAUCACAUCAUGGAGCCAUGCAUUGAGUGUCAGCCGAAGGCAAUGACCGACACGGACAACGAAUGUGUCGCCGCGUGGGGUGCGUGUGGCCACGCAUUCCACUUGCAUUGUAUUAACAAAUGGAUCAAGACAAGAGACGCGUGUCCCCUCGAUAAUCAACCCUGGCAGCUGGCUCGCUGUGGCCGAUGA